GUUGCCUUGAUGCUGGUCAACAACAGCUGCUGUGGCAAACAGCAAAAGGCGAGAAAGUAGUUGGCGAUGUGACAUGUACGUCAACUAACGUGUGUUCACUGUAAAGGCUGUGUACGUGCUGUCGGCUGCUGGCGCGCUGUGUCUCUGAGGUGUGCUGCAGUCUCUUCACAGGAGCACCAUGGCAAUGUGGAUCCAGGCCCAGCAACUGCAGGGAGAUGCGUUGCACCAGAUGCAGGCCCUGUAUGGACAGCACUUCCCCAUCGAGGUGCGACACUACCUGGCCCAGUGGAUCGAGAGCCAGCUCUGGGAUUCAGUGGAGUUGGACAACCCCACUGAGGAGGCCAAAGCCAAGCGUCUACUGGACAACCUGGUGGCCGAGCUGCAGAGGAAAGCCCAGCUUCAGGGAGGAGAAGAUGGCUUUCUGCUCAAGAUCAAGCUUGGUCACUACGCCAAUCAGUUCAAGAGCACUUAUGACCGCUGUCCCUUGGAGCUGGUGCGCUGCAUUAAACACAUCCUGCACUCAGAGCAGAGGCUGGUUCAAGAAGCUACAAAUGCCAGCUGUGGGAGUGGGGGUCAGGCCAUGGACAGCCUGUCACAGCGCCACCAGCAGAUCAACCAGGCCUUUGAGGAGCUCCGCCUGGCCACGCAGGAGACUGAGAAUGAACUUAGAAAGCUACAGCACAGCCAGGAGUACUUCAUCAUCCAGUACCAGGAGAACCUGCGCAUCCAGGCCCAGCUGAGCAGCCUGUCCUCACUGACUCCAGCUGAGCGUACCCAGCGGGAGACCACCCUACAGAGCAAGAGGGCCACUGUGGAGGCCUGGCUCACCAGAGAGGCCAGCACACUACAGAAAUAUAGGCUUGACCUGUCAGAACAGCACCAGAAGACACUGGCUCUGCUUAGGAAGCAGCAGACUCUGAUCCUUGACGAGGAGCUCAUCCAGUGGAAGAGGAGGCAGCAGCUGGCUGGCAAUGGGGGUCCUGAUGAGGGGGGGCUGGAUGUCCUCCAGUCCUGGUGUGAAAAGCUGGCUGACCUGAUUUGGCAAAACCGACAGCAGAUCCGGCGCUGUGAACAUCUAACCCAGCAGCUUCCUCUGCCGGGCCCCAUGGAAGAGCUGCUGAGCAAACUGAACGCUGACAUCACUGAUAUCAUCUCUGCCUUGGUUACCAGUACCUUCAUCAUUGAAAAGCAGCCACCCCAGGUGUUAAAGACCCAGACCAAGUUUGCAGCCACAGUUCGCCUUCUGGUGGGUGGGAAGCUCAACGUCCACAUGAACCCACCUCAGGUCAAGGCUGUGAUUGUUAGCGAGCAGCAGGCUAAAGCUCUGCUUAAGAAUGAGAGCACACACAGUGAAAGCAGUGGAGAAAUCCUCAAUAACAACUGCGUGAUGGAGUAUCACCAGGCCACUGGCACCCUCAGUGCACACUUCAGAAACAUGUCACUGAAGCGGAUCAAGCGUUCGGAUCGUCGAGGUGCAGAGUCUGUGACAGAGGAGAAGUUUACAGUUCUGUUUGAAUCACAGUUCAGCGUAGGGGGCAACGAGCUGGUCUUCCAUGUCAAAACCUUAUCACUGCCUGUGGUGGUGAUUGUCCACGGCAGUCAGGACAACAACGCCACGGCAACAGUCCUGUGGGACAACGCCUUUGCUGAGCCAGGCCGCGUGCCGUUCAUUGUGCCGGACAAGGUGCUGUGGCCACAGCUGUGCGAGGCCCUUGAUAUGAAGUACAAGGCAGAGAUGCACAGCAGCCGUGGCCUGUCAGAGGAUAACCUGGUCUUCCUAGCACAGAAGGCUUUUACAAGCAGCAGCAACAACCCUGAAGACUACCGCAACAUGACCAUAUCCUGGGCCCAGUUCAACAGGGAGAGCUUACCUGGACGUAACUUCACCUUCUGGCAGUGGUUUGAUGGAGUUGUGGAGCUCAUGAAGAAACAUCUCAAGCCUCACUGGAAUGAUGGGGCAAUCCUGGGCUUUGUGAACAAGCAGCAGGCACAGGACAUGCUGAUGUCCAAGCCCAACGGAACCUUCCUGCUGCGCUUCAGUGACUCAGAGAUCGGAGGUAUCACUAUCGCCUGGGUGGCUGAAAAUCCCAACAAACCAGGUGAAAGGCUCGUCUGGAAUCUGUUACCUUAUACAACCAAGGAUUUCUCCAUUCGCUCCCUGGCUGACCGAAUCAGUGACCUGAACCACCUUUUGUUUCUCUAUCCUGACCGACCCAAAGAUGAGGUCUUCGCCAAAUACUACACCCCUCCACUCUCAAAAGCAGUGGAUGGAUAUGUGAAACCACAGAUCAAACAAGUUGUUCCUGAAUUCACGAACCCUGAUCCGAGUGGAGGAGCUUCCACAUUCAUGGACCAGACAGCCUCUCCCUCUGUGAGCCUACCCAACAACUUUGGUGUCUAUCCUUCUAUGAGUGAUGCCAUGUUGGAUGCAGAUGGAGACUUUGAUCUGGACGACACGAUGGACGUGGCCCGCCAUGUGGAGGAGCUGCUCCGCAGGCCUAUGGCCAACCAGUGGAGCAGUCAGCAGUCCUGAACCUGAAACCUGAACCUGCUACACCUGCUACAUUCAGGUCUUUUCCAUCUUAUCUAAACAAAGCUGCCACACCUGCAAUUUUUUACUGGACUGUAACUACACCGAGAAAUGUCCUGUCUUUAACAGGCAGGUACACAUCUCACUUCACUAUUCAUCUUCAAUUUUAGCUGCCCACUGGAGCUUUGGAGGAGAACAGGAAAGUAAAGAGCCAGACCUUUCUGUAGGGAAGUUAAACCUGCUAUCAAGAGUCAGCAGUGAAGUCAGAGGCUGGUGUCAACAUCCUUUCCCACUUAACAUAUUUACUCAGGACUGUCAUGUGGAGCUGGGAGGCUGCGUCAAUGGGAUUUUUAUACAAAACUUAGCUUUGCAUUCAUAUGUGCCUGAUGCGCUUUUAGCAGACAUGAGAGAGACUUUUGCAUACAAACUCACAGUAGACAGACUAGCGUCACUUCAAAUUCUUUUCAUUUUUCUUUUCCUUCACAUUGAUUUAAGGGUCUACAAGGAACUGAUUUUGUGUUGAUUUUGGCAGCCCAUGUGUUUCCCAUAGUGACGACUGAAUUUCCCAUGUGCACCACCAUCAUGUGUCAUGAAGAUCUUGAUCUGGCAGGUUUUUAAUAUUCUUAAAAAAAAAUACUGCUGUUUGCAGGAUGCAUAGCAAAGAAAUAAUGUAACUUACUUUUAUAUGAUGAUGUUUUAGUACCAUAUACUGAGUACAUACAGAUUACAUUUAAGCCUAUUGGUUGCUCCGUAACAGUCAUUUUGUAGAAAAAGCAAAAGUUAGCAACAUUCCUGACUCUUUUUGUAUCUUCAUAAUAUUAAACCAACAGAAAGAUAUACCUCUGUAGCAGGGCGAACAUAAGAUGCCAAUUGUAUUAGUUGUCUGCCUCCGUGAACUGUAGACAGCCAUAUGCAUUACAUACCUGUCUUGGGAGGAAGAUGGCCAAUUCAGAACCCACAAUUUUCUACUCCUUUUGAAUGACCAACCAAGCUCAACUUGUGUAUUCACCCCUGCUCUGUCAGUCCCUUCUAGCUUUUUUUUGCUCUAAAGUCAGUUCUUUUCUUUUCCUCAUUUCUGACCCCAAAAUCAAAUUGUGUAAAAGAAAAUUCCCCCAUAGCUUCCUUUAACUUUGUCUGGUCCGGUCUCCAUGCCAUAAAAAGUUUCAUCUGAUUUUGAAUCAGACUCAGCAAUGGGCAGGAACAGAAAAAAUCUUCUCAGUGGCUUAUAUAGGUCAUAUAGAGUAUAAGUAUUAAAUGGAGUUUCAUAACUAGUUAAAAACUCCUUGUAGCUGCUUUGAUGUGACAAAAUGCUGACAAAUUGAAUCUGCUCUCUAUUGCAGGUGACAUUAGUCAAUAAUGAUAAAGAUUUAAAGUAAAAAGACUUUGUAACUUUUACUGAACAUCAGCCACAAGAAAUAUUUUCAGAAAUAUUUUUGAUUCAUGGCAAAUCAAAUUUUCCUUCAAUUCCUAAAAUGAUCUUGAGUAAGUUUAAGGAUGACUGAGAGUGAGUGGAUGGGACAACAAGCAGGAAACACAUCACAACAAAGCGUGUCCCAGUCAGGUACACUGGAGCUCAUACUCUUUUAUUAGCUUAGCUGUGGCUUAAGCUUUAAGAUGGGAUUCAACCAGUGAUGUCAAAUCAAAAUGAAUGUGUCCUGAUGCUUAAGAAUGCCGAGGUUUAAACUGAAAUUAAACUUGAAAUAACUGCAGUUGAACUUAAAGGUAUCUUGUGGAGUUUUUGACCACUAGAUGCCACUAAAACUGACACACUGGACCUUUUAUAGUCAAACAUCAGUUAAACCAGGUGUACAACCAGCCGAACUUCAGGUUCAGAAAACAAAUCAAAACAGUUUCUCUAGUUAACUUUUUUUAGAACAGGUUUAACUGGACACACAGUAAACACAGCUCUGUUCUGCUAAGCUAACAGUCAGAUUUUUUUAGCAUGUUACAAAAAACAUUUUUGUAUUGUUUUACCACAGAAGUAAAACUCAAAGUGUCACACAUGAAGAAAAGAGUCAUUUAGCCAAGUCUGCUAACAUUACCCACCAAAUGCUACUGGUCAUACCAGACCAAGUAAGACUGCAGAGGCAAACCCCUGAGAGUACUGAACUGAACAAGAGUGACUUUAUUACUUCUGAAUGCAACUUUCUGUUUUGUGAGAGAAUGAUUUGUUUUCUUUCAUAGUCCUUCUGAUUUGAACGAAUUCUAAUAGAAUUUGAAAUCUAACUGUUUGGUGCUUCUUGUAUAGUAUUUUUUUCUGAAUUGCUUUGAUUUCAGCUGUUCUACGCCGCCUCAUAGUUAAACAUUCAGAUGGUCUUAGGUGUGAUAAUUUGGUGUCAUGAAUCAACUUCUAUACGUCUCCCACAGACUCAAGAAGGCUGAGUUGUUCUCCCAAAAAUCCCAAACUUCCUCUUUAACUGUGAGUCACUCUCUAACUGGAGGAGCUCUUGUUUUGAAACACAGUGGAACUGCGAUCUCACUGUACAUGAUAAGUUAUUAAUAAUAAUUCAACUUGACCUGAACCGUUGAACUUGAACACGGCCUCCAUCCUGAGACUUUUAAUUCAAAAAGAACCUGAGGAGGUCUCCCUUCCACAGGAUUGACAAAAGUGCAGUAGAUGUUGCAGCAGAAUAGAGCAAUGUAGGCAAUUACAGUAUAGACAAGGUUGGCAAAAGUCUAGAUGGAUUGACAUAUAUUAAUAUUAGAGACAAUUGUGUACUCUAUCAAUUGCCUGGAACGUUACAGAGAAUGACUAUCACAUGUUCACAGCGAAUCUUAAACAUGUGCUUUGUACAGUGGGUGCUAUCUUACAAGCUAAUCUAGUUAUCUGUCAAUGGAUUCCUUUGGGAGAGUUCUCUUACCUCAUAUUUGCUUCUGUCAUUCAGAAGCACUUUUUGAUCAUGUGUUCGGUACCAUUCUGUCAGAUCCAAACCCUCAUGAUGAAGGAAUUCAUGACCAGUCUGAAUCCUGCUCUGCACAUAAACCUUUUUUAUUAGAUUCUCACUUAUCCUGAGACAGAGUCUCCGUAGAUCUGUCUUUGCCUUGUGGAUUGUCAAGGGACAGGACAUUUUAAAAGACAUUGUCAUCAACACUGCACUACCACCAGUCUCAACCAAGGAAUGUCUAUACUUGUUUUUAGAAAACACAAUCCACCCAGAAUGAGCGCUAACACAGUAAAACCUCAGGAAACUCACUGUGAAAUCCAGGUAGACGAGUCCAAAUAAACCAAAUAAUGCCUGAUGAUGAGUGGAGAUGAGAUACUUUCUAACUCAUGCUACUUUUGCUUCUCAUGCUUUCUGUUCGAUUGUUAAAUAAAAGCUGAAACACACUUUGGUGGUGUACUAAAUCAGCGAACGCAAACAAGCACUUUGAUGCUCACACCAGCAGUUAUUUGAUGUUCUUGCUAAUACAGUACUUGUGUAUGUCUGCACUUCCUGUUUGUCUCAUGUAAUGUUUGUCUUCAGUGGAACUCAGCCUGCUGGCUUGCUGCAGCCCUGCUGUCUGCGUAUGUGCCUGUUUGGGAUCUUUAUUUUCUUCUGUAUUGUGCUACAUUUUGCUGGAAGAUUGAUGUCAGGAUUGUGGACAUGAAAAUAAAUUUUUUUUUUUUAAUUAAUCAA
Molecule: messenger RNA, 6147 nt
Organism: Larimichthys crocea (large yellow croaker)
Lineage: Eukaryota; Metazoa; Chordata; Actinopteri; Sciaenidae
Product: signal transducer and activator of transcription 5B
Exons: 19
Coding region: 179-2533 (784 amino acids)
Biological process (GO): signal transduction; regulation of DNA-templated transcription
Molecular function (GO): DNA-binding transcription factor activity; DNA binding
Source: RefSeq, a predicted model, not a curated record